AUAAAAAUAGAUCCGCUGACCCAUGGCCUCGACUCUAUUAAUUCUUUCUCGUACUCCAUUACUUUCUCACUCAAUUUUGUAAGCUUUCUUUAUUCGGAUUAAACCCUUUGAAUAUCUAGAGAAAGUAAUAAAAAAAAAAAUGGCUCAGAAGAGCAAGAUUCUGAUCAUCGGAGGAACAGGGUACAUUGGCAAGCACAUAGUCGAGGCAAGCUUGAAAGAAGGUCAUCCCACCGUCGUUUUGGUGAGGGAAACCACCGUUUCUGAUCCUGUAAAGGGAAAACUCGUUGAGAGCUUCAAGAAUUCUGGGGCCACUUUGGUUUAUGGUGAUUUGAAAGAUUACGAUAGUCUAGUGAAAGCCGUUAAACUGGUGGAUGUUGUAAUAUCAAAUGUAAGCCACCAACAAAUUCCGGAUCAAAUCAAGCUCAUUGAUGCCAUCAAAGAAGCUGGAAACAUUAAGAAAUUCUAUCCUUCAGAAUUUGGAAUUGAUGUGGAUCGCCAUGCUGCUGUUGAUCCUGCAAAGCAUAUCUUUGUUGCAAAGAUACAAAUUCGCAGGGCGAUUGAGGCAGCCGGGAUCCCUUACACCUACAUUGUACCCAAUGGUUUUGCGGGCUAUUUCGUCCCAACCCUGUCGCAGCCGGGAGCCACUUCCCCAUCCCACGAUAAAGUUGUCAUCUACGGAGAUGGAAAUACCAAAGCUGUUUACAAUUUCGAACAAGAUGUUGGUGCAUAUACCAUUAAAACUGUGGAUGAUCCGAGGACAUUGAACAAGAUUGUGUAUAUCAGGCCUCCCAAGAACACGGUAACAUUCAAUGAGCUUGUGGGAAUCUGGGAGAAAAAAAUUGGUAAAACUUUAGAGAAAGAAUAUCAACCGGAAGAACAACUUCUGAAAAAAAUUAAAGAGGCUCCAGUUCCACUCAAUAUCACAUUAUCAAUCAUCCAUUGUAUUGUGGUGAAGGGCGGCGCAACCGACAUCGCCAUUGAGCCAUCUUUCGGCGUGGAGGCUUCUGAACUUUAUCCUGAUGUCAAGUACACCACCGUGGAGGAGUUCUUUGAGAAACUUGCUUGAAUUGUUCAGUCCUUUGAGAAACUGUGGAAGAGUUUUUCGUACACAGGAGUGGAGGAAAUUAUUUCCUUUUGUUAGGGGAGUGGACAACUUUGUAUACUGAAAUGAAACUAAUAUGAUCUAGCUUGAUAUUGAUUCCCUUCUCUGGUGAUUAUCAAUGUAUUUUUAGAGUUCCAAAUAUAUACGAGGCGCCGUUGCAGCCUUUUGUGUUCUGUUUAUAAAUGUAGUUCAGUCAGCUGAGAUUUGGUAAUCCUC
Messenger RNA from Oldenlandia corymbosa var. corymbosa, 1318 nucleotides. NCBI's taxonomy places the organism in Eukaryota, Viridiplantae, Streptophyta, Magnoliopsida, Gentianales, Rubiaceae. The record is from the annotation of a GenBank genome assembly.